UCAACAGAUAAGAAAACCCAGAGAUUUUCAUUCAAGAAAGGAAGAAUUUGAGAGAGAGAAAAAGGGCAGAAAAAGAGGAAAGAAUAGUGGCGACGUUAAACGAAGAAGGAGAGGCUCGUAACGGUCGUCUCCAGUUGUUUUUUUCAUCAAUAUUGUCGAGUCUUGGAGGGGUUUUUGGACAGAUUAAUCUGCAAGAAGAAGAAGAAGAGGAAGAAGAUUUAGAUAUGGCUUCAAGAGCUGGCCUUCAAGAGCAGCAACCCAGAGGGGUAGCAGCAGGAAAGCAGAAGAAUUUACAGCCAGAAGGAAGGAACCGCCGUGUGCUGAGAGAUAUCGGCAAUCUUGUGCCAGCUCCUGCUGUAGAGGGGAAGCCCCAGAUUGCUCGACCUAUCACCAGGAGAUAUGGUGCACAGUUAAUGGUUAAUGGACAAAAGCAAGCAGAGAAGAACAACAAGGUGAAACCACUUGGGGAAGCAGCUGUAGCUCAGAAGAAAAACAAGGAGAAGCUGAAACCUGAAGCAGUAGUGGUUAUCAGCUCUGAUGAUGAAGAAGUUAACUGCAAAGAGCAAAUUCCCCUGCAUGCAAGGAGGGUGGGAGUAGUGUCUGCAAAGAAGACUGCAGGAAAGACUUAUACUUCAAUUCUCACAGCUCGAAGCAAGGCUGCUUGUGCACUUUCAAGAAAACCAGCGGAGGUAAUAGUAGACAUUGAUGCAAAUGACGUAAAUAAUGAAUUGGCAGCAGUUGAAUAUGUUGAGGAUAUGUACCAGUUCUACAAAGAAACAGAGCAGGAGGAUGGAAGAGUUUGUGACUACAUAGAUGCACAGCCUGAUAUCAGUGCUAAAAUGAGGGCUAUUCUUGUGGAUUGGUUGAUAGAAGUUCACAGGAAAUUUGAACUGAUGCCAGAGAGUCUCUAUCUGACAGUCAAUAUAGUCGACCGGUUUCUCUCAAUGAAGGCUAUUCCAAGGAAGGAGCUUCAGUUGGUUGGCAUGGGUUCAAUGCUUAUUGCAUGCAAGUAUGAAGAAAUUUGGGCGCCAGAGGUCAAUGAUUUCAUUGCUGUAUCGGACAAUGCUUAUGCGAGAGACCAGCUGCUUUUCAUGGAGAAAGCAAUUCUUGGAAAGCUCGAGUGGUAUUUGACAGUUCCAACACCAUACGUGUUUCUGGCUCGGUACAUAAAGGCUUCUGUUCCAUCUGACCCUGAGAUUGAGCAUAUGGCCUAUUUCCUUGCUGAACUUGGCCUGGUGAACUAUGAAACCACCAUACACUACUGCCCUUCAAAGCUUGCAGCCUCUGCAGUUUAUGCUGCACGCUGCACUCUCAAGAAGACACCCUUAUGGACUGAGACUUUAAAGCACUACACUGGCUACUCUGAAGAUCAGAUAAUGGACUGCGCAAAGCUCUUGGUCAGCUUCCACUCUGGUGCAGCAGAAAACAAGCUCAAGGCAUCUUACAGGAAGUAUUGCAAUCCAGAUAGAGGAGCUGUUGCUCUGUACCCCGCAGCAAAAACUCUACCCCCACAAGAAGCAGCAUCAUUGUCAUCUUGAAUUUCUUCUUGUAGGAGCAAACCAGCACAUUUUAGUGGUUAAUUUCGAGAUCAUUAGUCUGCAAUGAUCCUCUCUCAGGCCUUUUGAACCCUCCCUCGUGUACUUUAAAACUGAAAUCACCUUUGUCUUGGUUUGAUUUACUACUAGUAAAAUCAUUUGUAUAUCAGAAACGGCAUUUGUUGAUUCCAUUUGAUGACAUGUGUUCUUCAAUGCAAGUAGAAGAGUAAUUUCAGUUUGAAAUUUUGGA
Coffea eugenioides is the source of this 1785-nucleotide messenger RNA. Its product is annotated as G2/mitotic-specific cyclin S13-7-like. The coding region runs from base 225 to 1538 and encodes 437 amino acids. The transcript has 9 exons. The record is from RefSeq and is a predicted model, not a curated record. Lineage: Eukaryota; Viridiplantae; Streptophyta; Magnoliopsida; Gentianales; Rubiaceae. Gene Ontology annotation, molecular function: cyclin-dependent protein serine/threonine kinase regulator activity. Gene Ontology annotation, biological process: mitotic cell cycle phase transition; regulation of cyclin-dependent protein serine/threonine kinase activity. Gene Ontology annotation, cellular component: cytoplasm; cyclin-dependent protein kinase holoenzyme complex; nucleus.